Molecule: messenger RNA, 1884 nt
Organism: Puccinia graminis f. sp. tritici CRL 75-36-700-3
Lineage: Eukaryota; Fungi; Basidiomycota; Pucciniomycetes; Pucciniales; Pucciniaceae
Exons: 6
Coding region: 66-1508 (480 amino acids)
Source: RefSeq, a predicted model, not a curated record
AAAAAAAAAGAGUCAACAAACACACAUUCAGGGAAGAAAAAAAAAAAAAAAAAAAAAAAAAAAAGAUGACUAGCCGAUGGAUUCGAUUCAAGAACCUCCUCUUCGUAGGCCUCGCAUUCCGAUUCCUCAUCGCCAACAGUAAGGUCUCUGUUGUUGUUGUUGGGCAUGGAGGAGACCAUUCCUCAAGGCCGCCCCCUUCACCAGACAGUUUGCCCAUCAGUCCGCCGAAGCUCGUGAUCGUCCACAUAGUACUGCAGCUCCUGACAUGGGGGAUCCUGCUUCCGAUGGGUGUGAUGCUGGGUCUAGGACGGUCGCGGCUGCACGGGCCCGUGCAAGCGGUAGCCGGCCUACUGCUCUCCUUGCCGGCAACCAGUCUGUCGCAUCUCUCCGCCCGACACCCGUAUCCGGCCACCCUCCAUGCCGCCCUCGGCGCGCCUCUCUUCGGCCUCUUGCUCCUCCAGAUCUGUCUCGGCUUCUUCCUCAAAUCCCAUUGGCUGCAAACCUCCAGAUUCAGAUCUCUCAUCCAGCUCGCCCAUUCGAUCAUCGGCAAAUCUUUCAUCCCGCUCUCUUGGUUGCAGAUCUUGCUCGGCGCUGUGGCUAGCUUAAGCUUUUGUUACGGCGACCAUCUCGGACAAUGUCUAGCACACAUGAUUAUGGGAUCAGCGUUUGUCGGCUACGGAGUCGUGAUGCUCAGCUUGAUGGAGUUCGGUAAGCCGUGGCUGAAGGCGCAUCAGCUCAGUCCCGAAUAUCUAGAUUGUUGUGUAAUCACGGUUUGGGGAGUCGUGAAUACAUUCACGGAGCAUGGAUUCUUUUUUUCAGCCGGGCCACGGUGGACGCACAAAGAUCUACAACACACGUUCCUCGGUGUGAUGUGGGCGAGUGGGGGCGGCCUGGGGAUAUAUCUGUCGCGCGGGGGCCGACGCUCGGUGAUGUCGGGACUGGUGAUCAUCGUCACCGGCUGGGCGUUCCAAUCCCAUCAGCAAUCGCUGGAGAUCUCGACCCGGAUCCACGGCGCCUUCGGGGCCACUCUGAUGGCCGCCGGGCUCGUCAAGAUCAUCACCGUCCUCCGGCGGGCUCCGGCCGUGUCUGACCACCUACCACCCCCCCACCUCGGACUCGAUCCACUCGACCAUCUCACCCCGCUCCUCCUGACCAUCAGCGGGGUCAUGUUCAUGUCAGCCACAGAGGAACAAUUGCUCCUAAUCUCUCGGAUCGGGGUGGACCAUGCGACCUACAUCCUGGGCCAAGCCUCGCUAGGCUGUCUGCUCUACCUAUACCUCAACCUGCUCAUCCAUUUCUAUCGACGCGCUGUCGAUCCUAGGAGCUCCUCCGGCUUAGCAGUUCCAGACCAGCUCCUCGACGACCGGGGCCACAAUAAGGAGCGGGAGGGCUCCCGCGACGCCCUUUAUGAGCGUCUGUCGUUGGAAAGCUUCACCGAUCCUCAGCUGGACCGUCCUCAUCGCGACUCUUCUUCCUCAUCAUUCGACCUCAACCAUCAUCAAUCAUGACAAAGGAUACACUCAUUUGGUCUCACCCAAUCAUGCUCUCUUACUCUUUCACAUGUAUGCCCAUCUCCGUUGUUCUCUUUCUCUGCUGGUCGUUCAUCCAUUUGUUGUAAUUCGAGUCGGAAUAUAUACGAUUCCAUAUACCCCCCCCCUUAUCCCACUUCUUUUCCACAGUGUUACCCCUUCUUGUAUCCAUUCUUCUACAGACCUGCGGUUCCAAACAAAAUUGGACAAUUCUCUUCCUUCCUUCCUCGCUUUGUUUUCCUUGUGUGUGGCUGUGUAUGACCAAGUCUGUUAUAUUCUUCCUCUCAUGCUUUAACUUACCUUUUUUUUGGAGUGUUGAAAAAAAAAAUGCAUCAACCAUGAUAGUCCCAAUUUA